CGGAUGUGGGAGGUGCCGCCCCCGCCGCCGAGCCUCAGCGCCGCUCGCCCCCGCCCUCGCUCUCCCUCCUCUCCUCUCCUCUCCUCUCCCUGCGCCGCCGUUGCGGGUCAGCGCCAGCUACUGCCGCAGUGAGGGGGCAGCGGGAGCCGGCAGCGGGCCCGGCGGCGACGCCGAACAGGCUGACAGCGAGGCCGGGGCUCGGUGGAUUCGCGACCGCGGGGGGGGAAGCGCCUGACGCCCAGCCGCCGCCAUGCUUACAGGUGUGCAAACAGGAAUCUCAACUGUGGCAUGAGUAGGUUGAGCCUCUAUUCUCGCCAAAAAAGGGGGGAUUAAAACAUUUUUGAAAAUCUAGUGGAUUUUUGGAUUCUCCUGUGAAAGUGAACGCAGCACAUCAAAAACAGAGAUCCAAGUUCCAGUCCUGGAUAGCCUUCCAGUCUGGUGUUUUUCUUGCCUCUUCAUGGCCUCGUGUCUUAAGAGCAGCCUAGCUGGAUCCCCUGGUUCCUGUUUCUUCUUGUUUCAAAAUUCUGCUUUCUUCAGUUUUAAAUCCUAUACCUUUUUAUAUUCAUAUACAUACACCAAGCUUUUACUGCUUGUUUUGGUCUUCACUGGUUUUCUAAGACUUUGGUUGGGUUCCGUCCAAGAUUUUCCACGUGGCACCGUUCUCUUUGAUUCCCAGCUGCAGUGAAAGAAGUUACUCUUGCAGAAUAUCUCAGUCAUGGUUUUUAGGUUUAGGGACCUGACUGUCCCCACCCUGUCAGUUCCUAUUCUGCUUCUUUGACUUGCUGGAAAUGAGGCAAGCUACCCUUUGGAAAUGUGCUCGCACUUUGAUGCUGAUGAGAUUAAACGACUAGGAAAGAGAUUUAAGAAGCUUGAUUUGGACAACUCUGGUUCUUUGAGUGUGGAAGAGUUCAUGUCUUUACCUGAAUUGCAACAGAACCCGUUAGUACAGCGAGUAAUAGAUAUAUUUGACACAGAUGGCAAUGGAGAAGUGGACUUCAAAGAAUUUAUAGAAGGAGUCUCCCAGUUCAGUGUCAAAGGAGAUAAGGAACAGAAGUUGAGAUUUGCUUUUCGCAUUUAUGAUAUGGACAAAGAUGGGUAUAUCUCAAAUGGAGAGCUCUUCCAGGUGCUAAAGAUGAUGGUUGGGAACAAUCUCAAAGACACUCAGUUACAGCAAAUUGUAGAUAAAACCAUAAUUAAUGCAGAUAAGGAUGGUGAUGGAAGAAUAUCUUUUGAAGAAUUCUGUGCUGUUGUAGGAGGCCUAGAUAUCCACAAAAAGAUGGUGGUAGAUGUGUGACUCUGUAGGGCACCACCCAACACUUUUGCUUUCUUCUCCAUCUCUGAAGAUCUGCUCAAGACGUCCAGCAAUGCUCUCUGUGUAUUUAAAUGGAAGUAUUUUUCUCUGUGAAGCCACAUUUUCCAACAUGAGCCUCAUGAAGCCAACUAAGUGUUAUUGAACUUUUAUUCUCUCAAUAACUCGGUGUAGCACUUUAAAGUCUGAAGGACAGCAAAGAUGGAAAGAGCAUAUCAGUGUGGUGGAGAAAGGGAAGGGGUUGGCUUUUUAAUUUAUUUUUCUUCAUCUUUUAUAACAAGGAAAUAUCUAUCUAUAUAUAUAUAUGUGUGUGUGUAUUUAUAUAUAGAUAUAUAUGUAGCUUUCUAUAUGUAGUAGCUAGGUGGGCUUUAAUUUAAUAUACUUGAUUCAGAAACAAAACUAGAGUACAAAGUGCCAAGCAGAAUAUUAACAGUUCAAUAUAUGGAUAUACAUCCUUACUUUUAUUUCACACAGUUUUAUAUAUAUAGUAGAAGAAUGUAAAAUUUUAACUGGGUGUUAGGUCAACUCUUUUCCUUUUCCUGUGACUGUUCAGAUGUUUCUAUAUAUUGACUGGCUGACAAAGCAUUGCUUCUUAUUAAUUUACCUUAAUGACAUUUUUUGUAACACAGGAGACUAAGUUUAUUUAUACCUGUUAAUAUAUUACCAGGGACUGUGUCUCUUUGCUAAAUAACUUAGUACAAUUCUACUUAAUAUGAGAAUAUAGUUUAAUGCUACUGCCAAGAACUAGCCCUCAUGUGCGUAUAGUAACUGCAGAACGCUUUGGUGGCCACUAGAUAUUGUCACCUAGGGAUCGGGAACAGUUAGAGCUGUCCCACAGUUAGUGCACAUCUGCUGUUUUGGAUUCAUUUUAGAUACGGCUGCUCAAGGUGUUAAACACAUUCAUGAUUUUCUCUUGUGCUUAGCUUAAUGAAAUUAGGACCUACGUAAGUGUGCAGGAUUCCCAUCUACUUAUUUUAUACAGUUCUUAGACUAUAAAGUGUUCUUGCCAUUUAAAUUCUGUUGUUUCAACAGUGAUAGUUUCCCCUCUGCAUUUAAAGAAUACUACAGGUAGCAUAAAUAACUGGUAAUGUUUUAUAUAUAAUAUAUAUAUAUGUAUAUAGGAUUCAUACAGGGGGAAAAUCUUGUUAACCUAUGCCAUAGAGGAGGAAAACUUCACACUAUCUAAAUUUAUACCUCUUGCGGUUCUCCAGUCCUUUGCCUGGAGAAUUUUUUUCUUUUCUAGAUUUGUCCAUAUCAUAAUUUGUAAUGGAUGGUAACUUGAUAUAUUUGUGUGAUAUAAAAGUAGCGAGCCAUGUUUUACAACUUUAUAUCAUCCCUUCCCUUUUCUGCAAUGGUACUAUUGGCUGGAAGACAAACAUUUGCUAGAUUUUUCUAGGACAGUACAUCUUUCCUGUAUAGUAGUUUUUCUAUUAAAAACAAUUGUUUUAUAAUCAGCAGUGGAAAGUGCAGGUUGUCUGAACCUACUUCUAUUGAGCACCUGUCUGCCAUAGCUGUUCCUUCAACUGAGUGCUGCACAUCAUGGGCUCUGUCUGUGAGAGAGAAAUCCAGGUGCUUGGUGUCCUUGCAUGACAUGAAGUUUUGCAUGUAGAUCGAUUUGAAAUGUUCCUCUUGUUUACAUAAUUUGCAUAAUUUAAGAUAAUGUUGCCAAACUUUGGUAAAUGUUAAUGUUCAAAACAAAAAUCUCCACUACAUGUAACUUUCUUCCUCUGGAUCAGUACGUGGCUUGUAAUCCCAGCCAGUGGUUGUAUCUGUUCCAGUGUCAACUGCCAUGUGCUCUGCUUCAAGGGGGAACUAGUCUUUUGUGAAUUUUUUGUACAUAAGUAUUUGUUACAAACAUUUUAGCAAAUGCUUUUGAUUUUCUCUUACUUGCUUGUGCAUAUCUUGGCUGGUGUUAUAGAAAUUUAGUGCUACCGUUACUUCCUUAGGGGGAUUGGAAGGGGAGGGAUGAGGUUUUUUAGUUUGUGUGGGGAAAAAUGAUUUACGUUGAAUGUUUAGUUUUUCCUCUGCAUGCUACAUCAUAUGUUGUGGGAACUAUAAGAACCUUCAUACUAUAUGAAUAUAAAAUAAAAUAUUUGAACCUUG
Messenger RNA from Cygnus atratus (black swan), 3412 nucleotides. It is a transcript of the gene PPP3R1, whose product is annotated as protein phosphatase 3 regulatory subunit B, alpha. Gene Ontology annotation, molecular function: calcium-dependent protein serine/threonine phosphatase regulator activity; calcium ion binding. The coding region runs from base 812 to 1294 and encodes 160 amino acids. The record is from RefSeq and is a predicted model, not a curated record. NCBI's taxonomy places the organism in Eukaryota, Metazoa, Chordata, Aves, Anseriformes, Anatidae. The transcript has 9 exons.